Molecule: messenger RNA, 2046 nt
Organism: Cutaneotrichosporon cavernicola
Lineage: Eukaryota; Fungi; Basidiomycota; Tremellomycetes; Trichosporonales; Trichosporonaceae
Exons: 9
Coding region: 1-2046 (681 amino acids)
Biological process (GO): regulation of DNA-templated transcription; DNA-templated transcription
Cellular component (GO): nucleus
Molecular function (GO): zinc ion binding; transcription cis-regulatory region binding; DNA-binding transcription factor activity, RNA polymerase II-specific
Source: RefSeq, a predicted model, not a curated record
AUGCCACCCAAGGAAACAAGUCGUUCACCAUCUGUUGACCUCAACUUUGUCCUCGACGCGGAUGGUGAAGGCUCAUCGUCAGCAAGUACGCGGCAGCGUGCUUCAGCAGCGUGUCUGCAAUGCCGUCGCCUCAAGUCCAAGUGUCGCCGCAGCGGUGACGGGUCAUGCGACCGCUGUACGGCCCUGUCCAUCGAGUGCGAGGUUGUCAAGUCGCGCCGCGGACGUGUAUUAGGAUCGCGGAAUAAGAAGACAGGACUCGAGAAGAGCGUAGCGCAUGUCCAGGCCGCGCUGGACCGGAUCCGGAAGAGCGCACUAAGCCCUGCUGCCAUGGCUGAGGAGGUCGCACAGACGGAAGCCGAGAUGAGCGUCUUGCGGUCACCGAAGAGACGCCGCACGUCCGACCCCGACGUCGAGCCCGUCUCGCCACCAUACGACGCCGACCUCGUUGUCGACAGCGCACGCGCCUCGCCUGACCCUGAUGAACAUCCCCUCCGAGUCCUCUCCGAUAUCGGCUCCUCCCUCCGAGUCCUUUCCGACAUUGGCUCCUCCCUCCCGGCCGCAAGUGUUGGACACGGUGUUCCGGGGUGGACAGGCGCCCAGCUCGCCGCGGCAAGCGCACGGCGCAGGACAUAUUUCCGUCAUCGGCCAGGCGCGGCCAAGCGCGACGUCGCGGCCGUGUUGGAUCCAAUUUCAAGGGGUGUCGUGGAUGAGGAGUUUGCCACUCUGCUCGUGAGCCGGUACUUUGACAACAACGCACCUCAGAUCGGGUUCAUGGACCGUCACAUCCACACGCUCCCCAAUUUACGGGCGAGGAGUGCACUGCUCACCACCGCAGUUCUGGCCGCAGCGUCACUGAGUACCGAACGCCAAGUCGCACCAAGGCUGUACGCCCACGCUGAGCGGGUACUCAUGACUGUCCUCGCCCGGAAUGCCAAGAGUGCCGAGAUUGUACUCGGCCUCAUGGUGCUCCUUUUAUGGCCCAUAUGUCCAGCCCGUAUCGUGGAUGAUCGGAGCCGCAUGCUCCUCGCUCUGGCGAUUAACAUGGCGCUCGAGCUGGGACUGAACCGCCUCUCACCCAGCGAAGGAGAUGAGGAAACACAGCGGUUUCAUCGCGACAAGAUUCGCACCUGGUGCGCCCUCUUCAUCCAGGACCGUUCGCUGGCCGCGACAUCGGGAAAACCAUUUUUGAUCCACGAGUUUCCCGACGCGGCCGCGAUGCGGCGGUGGUUGGAACACCCGUUCGCAACGCACGGAGAUCGGAUGGUGGUGGGAUACCUCGAGUUGCGGCGGAUCGAGCGCGACGCACGCGACCAACUCCGCGCCGUCCCGCGCGCAUACCUGGCCAACGGGGUACGCGAGGGCACAAGCGUGAUGCUAGAGCAAUGGUUGGAUGAGUGGCUAACCCCCGAACUAGCGGCUGCAGAACCAAUGAACAUGAUGCGCGUGUUGCGGCAUCACAUCAACCUCCUAAUUAUCACGGCGAGUAAUGCUCCCCCAGAAGUGGUGAUACACAACGCUCGCGCCGAUCUCACCUACGUCCUCGAGGCAUUUGGAUUGCGGAUGCAACACAUCAUCCGCACAGUAUGUGGGAUGUUGAGCUGGGCCGCGGUGUUGCUACUACGAUUGGACCGGGCAGCGUCAACCGAGCUGGUCAAAAGCGUUGCGCUGGCCAUGGCACCUAGUGGCGACGGGCCAGACAGCUACGCGCAGUUCUACGGCUCGUUCCUCCUCGGUCUGUGUCUCGACGCGCCCAACGUCAACCAGAGCCCACUGGGAACUGACCUGCUGUCCCUCACAAACUUUGCGCCCAGCCUCGCCCAGCCAACUGUCCCCGCGCGCGCUCUGGAUCUGGGGUUCAACACUGCCCUGUUUGACGAUAUGCCCUUUGAACUGCCGCUAGAUAUGCCGCCCAACGACCUCGCGCCAAGCCUCGACUGGCUGCUCAACGAUAACACUGCCGCUGGCGAUAGCGCGUUAUGGGGCUUUGGAUCGGAUUGGGCAGGGAACGCAGGCUGGAAUCCCGACCUCACGCAGUUUAGGACGUAG